Molecule: messenger RNA, 1971 nt
Organism: Entrophospora sp. SA101
Lineage: Eukaryota; Fungi; Glomeromycota; Glomeromycetes; Entrophosporales; Entrophosporaceae
Source: the annotation of a GenBank genome assembly
AUGAUUAAAGAAGCUAAACAAUUUGCUAUAGAAGAUAGGAUUCAAAAAGAGAGAAUUGAUGCAAAAAAUGAACUUGAUAAUUAUAUUUAUUUCAUCAAGGGUCUGUUAGGAAAGAAAUUCAGUCAUAACGAUGAGAAAAUCAUCAAAGAUGCAAUCAAGAAAACUCGUGAUUGGGUUGAUUAUUUUUCAAAUUCAGCUACUAAAGAAGAUUUCGAUAAAAAAUCAAAUGAAUUGAAGGCCGUUCUGCAUUCAAUUACUACGAAAAUUAAUAUUGUAAUAUUUCUUUUAAUCACAAAUUUAAAAGGCAAAAGAAAAGCAGAAGAUUCAAACAAGGAAUUUACUGAUAAAAAAGUGAAACAAAUAGUUGUGCCUACCACUCCUGAAUCCAUAGCAGAGUUUCUAGAAGGACAAGAAGGUGUCAAAGAUGAUUUCACAAAGCCACAUCAACUAUGUGAAAAUGAAUUUAACUUUCAAAGAAAAGGUAGAGAUGAAACGCUACAUGGAAUAUAUGAUUACAUUGUUGAGCGUUAUUUUAGAAUUAAGAAAGCCUCGGAUAAAGGGAAAAGUGUUGGUGGUAAAACUUAUCACCAUGCUCUCACAAUUCAAGCCACACCAGGAGGAGGAAAAUCUUUCUUGCUUGAUGAAUUGGCAGCCUUGAAAAAUGAAGAUUUUGAUAAUUAUUUGAGAAGCAAGAAUCAUCAACACCCUUUUAUUAUAGAAGAUGAAGAGGACUGUUGUUACAAUGAGGCAGUUAAUAAUGUCAUAAAUAUGCUUCAUAAUUCGGUUGCAGUUUGCAUAACAUACAAUGGACAUUCAGCGUACAAUUUUGAUGAAUUUGUAGAUGAUAAUAUUGAAAGAGGACUAGUAAUGCGUAUCUUAUGGAGUUAUUUUUUUGAUGAUGGAAAACUAAGCUGGCAGAAUUUUUGUGAGAAAUUUAAAACAAAUUUUGAAUCAUUGAACAUUCGUACUGUUGUUCAAAGCAUCUUAUAUCAUUCAAAGAAACGAGUACUUCUAUGCAUUGAUGAGAUUAUGAAAAUUUUGUCAGGCACUGACACAAAUCAAAAACAAGCUAAAGUUAAUAAAUUCUUAAAUCAUCUCUAUAAUCCCUACCAAGAGUUUGCAAAAGAUAAAGAAGAGUUGAUCAAAUUUAAUUUUAUCCUGACUACACUUGAUGCGGUUUAUGUGCAAAGUAAUAUGACUGACUCAGGUAGACAAAUCGAAUGGAUACCAUUAAGAAGACUGGAGAUUUCAGAAUUGGCAGAAUUAUUUAAUGAAGUUAUAAGGAGUUUAAACUUAGAAGAACAUAGGUUGUUUGUCAUUAAAAAAUGCAUUUCUGAUUGUAACGGACAUCCGAGGACCCUAGAAAAAUUCUAUCAAGUUUUUUGUAGCAACAAAGAAGCUCAGAUAAUUCACAAUUACAGUUCUCUUAUUGCAAUCUUGACAAACCAUAUUAGAGAUUGGUAUAAGAAUAUAUCCUUUCCUGUAGUUAAAAUGGCUUUACUAGGAGAAUCAGUAAGAUUGAGCCAUGUUAUAAAUACUAAUGGUGAACAAUUAAGCAUUUCAGCCCUUGUUUCUUCUGGAGAUUACAUUAAUUCACUUACUGAAAAAAGUGAAGCUCAGUUUGUUAUUCCCACCUUAUCACCAGUUAGCCUACAAUAUUUUUGUUUAAACAAUGAAGAUGAUGGUGAUGCAAAAAUUGCCACUAAAAUAAUACAAAGGCUACUUACAACAGAAUCUUCUUUUGAUGACGAAGUGAUGGAUGGAAGGCCCUUUGAAAGAUUCCAUGCAAACUGGGAAUUACUAUACCGUGUGCUUCGUGAAAAUGGAAAGAAGAUAAGUCUUCAUGAGAUUUAUGGUUUAUCUGACAGAGACAAAGAAGAAAUUGAGAUACAGUUACAAAGGAAGAGAAUUGCAUACUGUCAUGAAGAAAUAGAAUUUCCUCCAAAUGAUACAAUAUACAAUUCAUCCUGA